This is a messenger RNA of Fundulus heteroclitus (mummichog), 779 nucleotides long. RefSeq names its product neuromedin Bb (gene nmbb). The transcript is spliced from 3 exons. Gene Ontology annotation, cellular component: neuron projection. Gene Ontology annotation, biological process: neuropeptide signaling pathway; positive regulation of hormone secretion. Gene Ontology annotation, molecular function: neuromedin B receptor binding; neuropeptide hormone activity. NCBI's taxonomy places the organism in Eukaryota, Metazoa, Chordata, Actinopteri, Cyprinodontiformes, Fundulidae. The record is from RefSeq and is a predicted model, not a curated record. Bases 90 to 497 code for a protein of 135 amino acids.
AGUCUGCAGCGAUCCAUCACUAACAAGGAGCCGCUUAGGGAAAAGAAAAAACUGCACUCAGGACGACAAGAUCCACAGUCCGGGCUGAGAUGAGAGGACUCACGCUGACCAACGUUUGCCACUGUGGCUUAUUCACAUAUCUCGUCUUGUUCUCCUUCAUGUCUAUGAGCGCUGCUGUCAGCUUCGACCUGACUGAGCUGAGGAAUAAAGUUGCGAAAAUUAAAGUGAAUCCAAGAGGCAAUCUUUGGGCAACAGGGCAUUUCAUGGGGAAGAAGAGUGUGAUGGACACCCCUCUGCUGCCCUCACCCGAGGACCGGGGUGUGGAUGCGCUGGAAGUCAGCCUCCCGGCUGAGCAGACCUCGCUCGGGGAGCUUUUCCAAGAGUUUCUGCGGGUGGCGUUGAAGGCGCAGGUGGACACAGACGAGAGUCGUUUGAAAAAUCAGGAAGCGGAGUUGGUGGCGAAGAUCUUAGAGAACUACAUCCAAAGCAGAAAAUGAUGCGCAGGUUGGAAGCGUGGCACGCAUGGACCCGGGACCUCAAAGGAUGAAAAAGAUAAAAUAAAAAAAAGAACCAGAAACAGUCUAUAAUUUUUUUUCUGCUCUAUGAUUAAAAUCUACUGUAAGUCUCAAUUUGCCACAGCUUUUAUUCCAGUUAUCAUAUUUAUUGUUGUUUAUUUAUUUAGGCUAUUUAUAUGAAAUAAUAAAACCAAAAAUGAAAAGGAUGUGUAGCGGGUAAAUAAUAAAACGCUGGUGUUUUUAAACCCUGACACAAAAGGAAAA